Onthophagus taurus is the source of this 1932-nucleotide messenger RNA. RefSeq names its product esterase B1-like. Lineage: Eukaryota; Metazoa; Arthropoda; Insecta; Coleoptera; Scarabaeidae. The record is from RefSeq and is a predicted model, not a curated record.
GAUAUUAUAAACGCGAACGAAUAAAGUUUUAUUCAAUUUUUGUGUUUAAUUCUGCUAAAUAUAAAGAAAAAUAAAAUAAAGUUUCAAUUAAGUUUUCUACUAAUAAAUGACAGUUCGACGUGGGAUGGUAUCUAAAAUAAGCUUAUAAAUAGAUAGUGUUUAUAAAAUAGUAUACGGUACGAAAAUGUGUUUGUAGAAAUUAUCAUUUUUUAUCUAACAUCACAAUAAUUUCAACAACUACAAACCAGUAAUAAUCUGAAUAAGACAACAUCAUGAGUGAUCUAAUAGUAAACGUUCAACAAGGUAAAAUUCGUGGAAAAUUAGUUGAGGGAUUUAAAGGUAUUAAAUUCCGCGCGUUUCUUGGAAUACCAUACGCGAAACCUCCGUUGGGAAAUUUAAGAUUUAAGGCUCCUUUACCAGCUGAAAAAUGGUCAGGCAUAAAAGACUGUAUAGAAGACAAUCCAGGAUGUUAUUCCAAAGAUCUUAUCUAUCAAACUUUAGCCGGUUCUGAAGAUUGUUUAACAUUAAAUGUUUUCACACAAGAGGAAUCCAAAACAACAUCGUUAAAACCUGUUAUGGUUUGGAUUCAUGGUGGCGCCUAUACAGCCGGAUCAUCAAAAUCGGACGUUUAUGGACCAGAUUUUUUAAUAACAGAAAACGUAAUCUUAGUUACAAUAAAUUAUAGAUUGGGUCUUCUUGGAUUUUUAACAUUUGAUGACCCAACUUUGGAGGUACCAGGAAAUGCCGGAUUAAAAGAUCAAGUUUUAGCAUUACAAUGGGUUCAAGACAACAUAAAAAAUUUCGGUGGUGAUCCAAACAACGUAACAAUCUUCGGCGAAAGUGCUGGGGGCACUUCAAUACAUUAUUUAAUAUUAUCACCAAUGGCUAAAGGGUUAUUUCAUAAAGCCAUAGCACAAAGUGGAUGUUGCUUAGUUCCUUGGGCAGUUUCUAGAAAUCCUUUGUAUAUUUUAGCUGAAAUUCUCGGGUUACCUUUUAAAACCGAUCAGGAACUUUUUAGAUAUUUCCAAGAGUUACCUGUUGAAAAACUUUUUGAAGCACAAGAACAAAUACCGGAUGAUUAUAAAUCCCAUGUAAUGAGAGCAUUAGGUCCAAUUAUUGAAAAACCUUAUAAAAAUCAGGUUAAUUUUAUAACUGAACAUCCCUUAGAUAUAAUUAAAAAAGGUACUUUCAACAAAGUACCUUUUAUGCUUGGGUUCACGUCUAUGGAAGGAUUUUUUUAUCAGAUGGUUGAAAUGCGACAUGGAAACAGUACUUUAGUAAAGAAUUUUGAAGAAGCUAUCCCCAAUACCUUUAAUAUUCAAUUGGGAACUGAUAAAUCUAGGGGAAUAGCUAAGAAAAUUAAAGAAUUUUAUUAUAAAAAUGAAGAACCAACCGAAGAAAAUAAAGAAAAAUUCUUUUUGAUGCAAACCGAUUUAUUUUUCGUUCAUGGUAUUUACCAAAGUGCGAGGUACCACUCUAAAUAUCACCCCGUAUAUUUAUAUAAAUUUUCAGUUGAUGGUUUAUUAAAUUUAUAUAAAACAUUUAUGGGGAUAACACUACCAGGAGCUGCCCAUGCUGAUGAAAUUGGUUACUUAUUCAAACUUUUCUUAACACCAGAAGAUUUAGAACUUGACAGCAUGGAAUACAAAACAAUUAAGAGGAUGACAAAGCUCUGGGCAACGUUUGCAAAAACGGGAAAUCCAAACCCUACAGAAAAAGAUGAAUACAUCAAUGAUAUUAACUGGAAACCGGUUGAAAAUAACCAAAUAAAUUAUUUAGAUAUCGGACCAGAAUUAAAAACAUAUAUUAAUCCUGAAAAAGAAAGAAUGGAAUUUUGGGAUAAUAUUCAAGAAAUCUGCGAAACUAAUUCAAAAUUGUGAUAAAAAAAUUAAUUGUCAAUCAUUGAACAUUAAAUAAAAUGAAUUGGCGAAA